Molecule: messenger RNA, 615 nt
Organism: Anopheles moucheti
Lineage: Eukaryota; Metazoa; Arthropoda; Insecta; Diptera; Culicidae
Gene: roh
Exons: 3
Coding region: 147-377 (76 amino acids)
Source: RefSeq, a predicted model, not a curated record
AUUCGGAUUGUCACAACCGUCAUUCCGCACGGGCUUUCGUUCGACCACAUCUUCCAUCAAAAAGAAAAAGACUUGGCUACCUUGUUGGUUGAAAACUCAUUUUGAGAGCAUUGUGUCCUUGAAAGUCUCCCAACAACAAAGACAAAAUGUCGGAUCCGGUCGCACGUCCAAUGAAAUUCCCGUACACCUUCUCGGCGAAGAUAGCCCAGUUCCCGAUUCAGCAUUACUUCAAGAAUCAAUGGAUCUGGCGUUAUUACUUCAUCGCGUUCGGCGUUUCCAUUCCGCUGUUCUACAAAAUCCACAAACUAGCUAACUCACCAGCAAACCAAGCAAAAUGGGCUGAAUCGAAGAGGAAGGAGCACGAGGAGCACCAUUAAUCCACGCAAGGAUGGAUCAGCAUUCAGCCUUCUAACAACUAGGUCAAAAGUGUAAUCGGCAACUAGUAAGAGGUCCUUUCUGCUAUCAACAUGCGUGGAAUGCUGGUUCCUGGAACCGGCCUUGUUGCGUAUUUCGAGACACGGUGUAUACGUUUAAGUGUGUACGCGCGUGUUUCGGAGUUUCAUAAUAAGCCAGCCAUAGAUCGGACAGUAAUAAAUUCUUGCUGAACUAAUCGCG